Messenger RNA from Camelina sativa (false flax), 1293 nucleotides. NCBI's taxonomy places the organism in Eukaryota, Viridiplantae, Streptophyta, Magnoliopsida, Brassicales, Brassicaceae. The record is from RefSeq and is a predicted model, not a curated record.
AUGGAGAGAAGAGUCCAUUGUCUUGAAGAGGAACAAGAGAAACAUCUCAAGAGUGCCCAAGAUAUUGUUAUCAACAUUAGAGAAUUGGUCAAUGAAGUUUCAAACUUAACAAAGGACCAUGAGUCCAAGCAUGGAGUUUUAUUCAACAAGGAUUUAAACACAAGUAUGCGUGUGCAGAAGCUUGAGAACCGAGCCUAUGAAGCUGAGAGGAAGAUGUUUGGUCUCGACUUUGAACAAAAACAAUUUGGAGAAGUCUUAUCCGAAAAGUCUACAAUCACAAAGGAGAGCCACAAGUUUCUUAAGGAGAUUGAGUCGGAAAUAAAAGAGAAGAACCAAGACCUUGCUGCUAAGAUUGAGGAUCUGACCUCAUGUGUUGGUUUUUGUUUCAAGGAAGAUGCAUUUAAAGAUAUAUCAAACACAAUUCAAAUGAGCUUAGCCUUGUUCAUAUUCGAUGUCAAGCAACCAAUGGAAGUACAAACGGGGACGUUGCCUGAUGGAUUGGAAGUUGCAGUGAAGAGGUUAUCAAGAACAUCAGAACAAGGUGCACAAGAGUUCAAGAAUGAGGUUGUUCUUGUCGCAAAACUUCAACACAGGAAUCUUGUUAGGCUUCUUGGUUUUUGUUUAGAAGGAGAAGAAAAGAUACUUGUUUACCAGUUUGUUCCCAACAAAAGCCUCGAUUACUUCCUCUUUGACCCUACAAAGAAGGGGCAGUUAGACUGGACAAAAAGGUUAAACAUCAUUGGGGCAAUCACUCAAGGAAUUCUAUAUCUUCAUCAAGAUUCACGGCUCACAAUCAUACACCGUGAUCUCAAAGCUAGUACCAUUCUUUUAGAUGAAAAUAUGAACCCUAAGAUUGCUGAUUUUGGCAUGGCAAGGAUCUUUGGGAUGGACCAAACUAGAGCUAGCACAAGCAGAAUAGCUGGAACUUACGGUUACAUGUCACCAGAAUAUGUGAUGCAUGGCCAAUUCUCAAUGAAAUCUGAUGUCUAUAGCUUUGGAGUCUUAGUUCUUGAGAUUAUAUGCGGCAGGAAGAAUAGUAGCUUCCACAGUUCACGCACUACGGUUGAGAAAAUUGUCACAUAUGCUUGGAGGUUGUGGGAAAAUGUGACACCAUUAGAGCUCGUAGAUCCAACCAUUUCAGAGAAUUGUCAAACCGAAGAAGUGACAAGAUGCAUCCACAUCGUUCUCCUGUGUGUUCAAGAUGUUCCCACAGAUCGUCCCAGCUUGUCGACAAUCAACCUAAUGCUCACUAGACUUUUGACUCUCGUCUUACGACCGUAUAUGCAGGUUUAG